GACUCCCGGCCAAGCAGCGUCGCCAUACGGAACAUCCUGCCCUCAACGAAGAGGGGGAGGAGAGAGAGAGAGAGAGAGAGAGAAAGCGUGGUGGUGUUUAGAGAAAAGGAGAGAGAGGGAAACGGGAUUCUGGCGUCUCCCGGUAGUAAUCUAUCAGGUCUUGAGCACAAAAACUCAGAGGAAGAGAGAAGAAGGAGAAAAGAUCCUAAGGAAGGACCGGUAGUACAGCGCGUAAAGCCUUGGAUUAAAAAGCCCUACCAAGAGGGCGGAUGGUCGCGCGGACGGACGGCGCGCUCUGAAGUUGGAUAGACUACCGAGACACCGAGAGCAAGCAGCAGCAGCAGCACCUUUUGUUCCCCCACCUCCUGGAAACCCCGUGAAGGCAGCAGCGGCGGCGGCACCGGGAGGCUGUGUCCGCGCACCUCGACCAUGAAGCUGCCUUGGCUGUUGACGCUCACGGCACUGCUUGCUCACGCCGCCAGGCAACAAAUACGGUUGCCGCCUAUUGAUGAUGAAGGCUCGACAAAUGACGGCUUCAUCGAUGACGAGGACCUUUACUCAGGCUCCGGCUCUGGCUUCCCUGAGAUCAGUUUGAGGCCGACAGCAAUGGGUGCAACCUUCUCCACAGAAGAGCCCCUCCUCCUCUCCACCACCCAGGCCACUAGCCCAGCCCCCUCCGCCUCACCUGCAGCUGAGCCCAGCCCUAAUCCUGAAGACUCCACCUCCACCCCACUGCCCACUGAGGCUGCCGAAGAGAGUGGUGCAUUCUGGGAUAGAGAGAGGGAGCUAGAGAAAGAAAGGGAGCUGGACAGAGAGAUGGAGAAAGAGCAAGAGAGGCAGAGGGAACUGAGAGAGCGAGAGAGAGAACGUGAGCGAGAGAGGGAACGUGAGAGAGAGCGAGAGAAAGAGAGAGAAAGACAAAGAGAGCUGGAGCGAGUUAGGGUCGCUGCCGCUGCUCAGACUACCACUGUGCCAAGGUCAUCUGCUGCUGUUCCUGUGGUGACCACUAGCCCACCAACCAGCAUCAGGGAAACCACAGCACCCUCUGCUGGUUUGGAUGACCUGAGCACUACAGAAGAAGAACUGGAUGUCUUCUUAUCACCUGAACCCACAUCAUUCUUCCCAGCCUUUGACGGGGAAACUACCACAGAGGAAGAAACGCCCACCUCAGCAGAGACUACACCUGAAGCCUCGACCACUGCUCCAACCACCACCGCUGCCACCACCACUGUAAAGAUCAGGGUUCCCCUCAGGCCCAGGGUUCCCAUGACGACAGCCACUCAGGUGACGCUGACAGAGAGAACGACACGCCCACAGAAGCCCACAACUACACAGGAGGGUAAUAAUGACGUGGGUGCUGCAGGACCAAGUGGAGAUUUUGAGAUCCACGAGGACCGCCGUAAUGAUCUUGGUCGAGGUAUAGUGCCAGUGGAUCCUGACCUGAUUGGCAACACAGUGGAUGGAGGAAAUUCUGCUGCCCAGCUGCCUCAGAAAAACAUCUUGGAGAGAAAAGAGGUCUUAAUAGCGGUGAUAGUGGGGGGCGUGGUGGGUGCCAUGUUCGCUGCCUUCCUGGUGAUGCUGCUGGUGUACAGGAUGAAGAAGAAGGAUGAGGGCAGCUACACACUGGAGGAGCCCAAACAGGCCACAGUCACCUACCAGAAACCAGACAAGCAGGAGGAGUUUUAUGCAUAACACUCGUACUACAGAGACACCACACACCGAGGGAGCGACAAAGAGCAAGCGAGAGAAGAAAGAUACUCUAAGCCCCCAUCCUCCUCCUCCUCCUCCUCCUCUUCUUCUUCAUCACUCCUCCUUCAUCUGCUCACCUCUCCUCAUCCCUGUCUCCUCUUGUCUCCACAACACUUGGGAGCACCUUUCUCUCUGUGGACUUGGAACUUUCUUUUCAGUGAAAAUGGAAAAAGAGGACAAAAAAAAAGAAAACAUCCAAAUAUAUUGUGAAAAAAUUACAUACACACGAGAUCUUUUUAAAGUAAAUGUUGUUAUUAAUAUUCUAGAGAUUCUCUUGUUCUGUAUGUAAUGAUAUGAUAAUUUUGUAAAAAAACAAAACAAAACAAAACAUGAGCUCUUAACCUGUGUUUUCCAGCACACAAAAAGUUCCUCUUCUGUUUUUAUGGAUCAACUGAAAAGGCCUAAAAGAAAGAGGAGAGGGGUGGAGCGAGCUCAGUGAUGCACAAAAGAAAAAGGGAGUGGUGGGCUCAACUCUGUCCCCCACCCCACCCCCCCACCUAAAAAAAAAAAACACACAGAGCAUCUGGUUGGCCGGCCGCACAGAGCCCUAGGUCAAAGGUGAGAGGAAAGGUCUCUUUUGUGCCUUCCAUCCCUGUAGUGCUCAGAGACACCCACACCCACACCCACAUCCAUACAGCCCACGUAAAUACAUGCACAUGCGUACACACACACUUGUGUCUGUUUGAAGGUGGCUCUGACUUCUCUCUCUGUGCUCGGCCAACCAGAAAACAGUGCUCAACCCUUGGUAUGUUUCGCAAUGUUGAGGAGCUGCUCCGGAAACUGGCUGGUCGCAUCAAGGUUAGCUCACGCACACACUGAGCUGGUGGCCCGUCUGCUUCUCGAAGCUGUACAAAGACUAGUUAUGGAUGGUAAUAAUAAUCAAUAAUAUAUCACAUUUUUUUGGGCUGGAUGGUGAACAAUAAUAAUAAUACUGUAAUAAUAAUGAUAAUUAAAGAGGAGGAUGUGUAUUUAGCAGUUUAAAAAAGUUUAUAUGUAAAUAUCAGUGUAUUGUUUCUGGCAUCACUAACCAUCUGCAUGAUCAUGAAGAGUUUUUAUUCAUCACAUCUGUCAUCGCUUUAGAUGAGCUGUGCUCUGGUCAGCCACAUAUACACACGUGCACACGCUUACACAGAUGCAGACAUAUACUUUCUGUCCAUUUAAACACAACUUCUCAACCCAUCAUCACCACCAUUGUUACUGUAAUAGUCACCGCUUCAGAUCAGGUGGUUUCAAUAUGUUAUUGAUUAGUUAUCCAGCAGCUGCUGGUUGGUUUAGAGUUUGGUCUGUUUGUGUAACAGCACAACUACAUGUCCAAUCACCACAUCAUCUGAUGUCCAUGCACCCUUUGCAUGCCUCGCUUUGUUUCUUCCACCAUUGGCUCUCUGUUUGGGGGUGGGAGGGGCCUCUGGGAUGUGGGAGGGGCUUUAAUGAAAAACAGGAAUCUGUGCAUGAAGUUGCCUCCACAUACACUAAUUCAGUCAAAAUCAUAUAUUAUUAAUGUGUUGCUCAUGUGAGGAAAACACUGAAUUGGUGUUUGUAGGGUCAACUUUAAUGUGCAGGGACCAUUUAGGGGAAGGGACAGGAUCAGGUUUAGGAAGGGGAAUGUGAGGAGACAGGCUGUGCUUCUAUCUAAGAGAUUGUAACAAUAACCACACCAGUGCGACUGGGCUAGUAGCUUCUAUUAUACUCAGUACUGUAGAACAAAACUGCAUGGGAGUCAAAACUAUACUAGUGUGUGUGUUUUGCCUGUGUGUGUGUUUGAAAGAAAAGAGGGGUGAGUUAAUGUUGGAAUGUGCUGUGGUCGAGUGUGCAUUUACCUACUCCAGCAGUUUUCAUGCUCUUCCACAGACAGGUAACACACCUCUUCCACUCCUGUGCGUGUAAGUUGCCUGCCCCUCGCCAGAGUGAGUACGUCUUGUGUGUGUGUCUACACCUCAUCUAAACCCGCCAUCUGUAUGUAUGUGUGCGAGAGCUUCACCUUGGUAUUUCACAGCAGACUCUUAUGUACACUGACUGGCCUGUCAAUGUGUGUGUUUGCAUGUGUUUAGUCUGUUCACUGCUGAAUGUGGGGGAGCUGGUCCCUCACAGUCGCUUUCACACACACUGACUGUCUCUUUACUGUCUGUCUGUGCAGGACAGACAGACAAACACACCACUUUCUCACAGGCAGGAAAGAUCUUAACACAUACUCUUUUCUAAAGUGACUGUCAAAGUGUAAACAUGCGUUUGUACCCAUCUAAACCGGUGUAGCCAAAUAAGACGUGUGUGUGUGUGUGUGUGUGUGUGUGAGAGAGCGAGGGUAAAUUUGUAUGUGUGUGGGCGUGUGUGUGUGUGAAGCCUAACUGAGGCUACACUACUCUGUGUUUGCUGUUCCCAUUCCUGUUUUUAUACAUACGCAUUUUUUAAGGCUGAGUUUCUGUCAUUGGCUGAGUGAACGAGAGGAAGUGGAUCCUCCGUGCCACGGCCCUGUCACUAAUCUGCCGCUCUGUUCCAAAUAAAAAACCUGAUUGG
Messenger RNA from Monopterus albus (swamp eel), 4260 nucleotides. It is a transcript of the gene sdc3, whose product is annotated as syndecan 3. Gene Ontology annotation, cellular component: membrane; cell surface. Bases 430 to 1692 code for a protein of 420 amino acids. The record is from RefSeq and is a predicted model, not a curated record. Lineage: Eukaryota; Metazoa; Chordata; Actinopteri; Synbranchiformes; Synbranchidae. The transcript is spliced from 6 exons. Gene Ontology annotation, biological process: cell migration.